Salvia hispanica is the source of this 1419-nucleotide messenger RNA. The record is from RefSeq and is a predicted model, not a curated record. NCBI's taxonomy places the organism in Eukaryota, Viridiplantae, Streptophyta, Magnoliopsida, Lamiales, Lamiaceae.
CCCUUCAUUUCUACUCACCCCAUUCUUGUGUUAACAAGGAUUUCUCUUCUCAAUCUCACAAUUUCUCUCAUCUCUAUCUCCAUUCUCUCUAAUUGCUCAAGUUGUUUACUAUAUUUGUGCAAAUUGUUCUUAUAAUUUACUUCAAUUGUCUAUCAUAAUCAUCCGGUCAUCCCUCACUACUCUUGUUAUACUCUCUCUUUAUUUUUCAAUUUGCAAAAAAUGUCUUCAUCUCGUCGUGGUGGUGAUCGGGGCAAGGGAAUUGCCCAAGACCAAGAUCAAAGUGGUCGUCGGAAAUCAAGGCGCCCUAGUCGUCGUGAGGUUAUGGAUGAGGUUUCCCGACAAACCGCUAUGCGUUUGCAAGCCGAAGAAGAUCAUAGGGCUGCCAUGGUACUUAGCAACAUGAGCGGCGGCGAAGGUUACGAGUCUUAUCACUCUUAUGGUAACGUGAAUUUAUCAUCCGACGACGACGGUGGUAAUGGUGGAGGAUCUGCACAAUAUCCUCCGACGAGCGCCGGACAAGUUGGUGAAAAUGAUGAAGCGGUUCCUCCUCCUGAAACUCAAACCGAGCGGGGUAAGGCUAAUAAGAAGGCCUUGAAAUCGGAUAUUUUUGUUAAACAUUAUAAAAAAGUCCCGGUACUAGAUGCAACCACUCAAAAAGAGACCAAUGAAUUUGUCGCAUAUUGUAACUAUUGCGAUAAAUCCUACCCCUUUUUUGCCGGUGGGGGCUAUGGUACUCUCCAUCGUCAUUUAAAGGCAAAGCAUCCGAUCGAAUAUGGGACCGCCAAAUCCCAAACCCAACUAAACUUCCCGUCCGGUGCGUCUGAAACAACAGUUGGACGUUGCACAAGCGUUUGAUUGGUUUUAGACAAUUUCCUACGCCACACACCGCACCCGCAAUUGCUGCUUUAAUUAUUCAAGUUUUGAAUGAAUAUAGAUUGUGCAAUAAGGUAUUUUCUGUUGGUUUUGAUAAUGCAACCGCUAACACUGCAAGUAUUGCCGACUUAAUUGCGGCUUGUGCCCCGGUUAUAAAUGGUAAGUACUUUCAUCAAAGAUGCAUUUGUCAUAUUUUAAAUUUAUGUGUACAAGAUGCUCUUUCUUUGUGGCAAAAACAUGUUGAUCCUAUUAGAACUGCCGUAAAUUUGAUCCAUUGGAAGCCUCACAUUGGUAAGGCUUGGAAGAAAUAUUGUCAUCAAAAGAAGAUCAGGUACACAAAUUUUACAAUUGAUGUGUCUACUAGAUGGAACUCCACAUAUGAUUGUUUGAACUCUACUUUGGAGCAUAUAGAUUAUUUGAUUGAUUUUUUUAGGACUUAUCCCGUUCCUGAUUUAUAUUUAUCGCAUGCAUGUUGGGAGCAAAGCAUGAGUUUGUUUAAAUUGUUCAAAGGUUUCAAAAAUGCGACUGUUGAGUUAUCGGGUGUUU